Mercurialis annua (annual mercury) is the source of this 2204-nucleotide messenger RNA. Its product is annotated as DNA polymerase lambda. Gene Ontology annotation, molecular function: DNA binding; DNA-directed DNA polymerase activity. NCBI's taxonomy places the organism in Eukaryota, Viridiplantae, Streptophyta, Magnoliopsida, Malpighiales, Euphorbiaceae. The transcript is spliced from 14 exons. Gene Ontology annotation, cellular component: nucleus. The record is from RefSeq and is a predicted model, not a curated record. Gene Ontology annotation, biological process: double-strand break repair via nonhomologous end joining. Bases 135 to 1757 code for a protein of 540 amino acids.
AUUUUCCAUAUUAGUUUAGUGUCACUUGGCAGAAAGCUAGAUCACUACUCUACUUAACCGCCGUUAAACCGGGCCUCUCGUAUAAGUACAAACGGAGUCCUGUAGAGCAAAUACUGAAAGUUGAAACAACUCAAAUGGCGCCAAAGGCAGCAGCGAAGAACAAAACUCCGUCACCUGAUCCCAACGGAAUAUUCUCUGGAAUGGCCGUGCUGUUGGUUGAAGACGGAGUUCAACCACGUCGAUUACAGAUAUGGAAGCAAAAACUGGUACAAAUGGGGGCUACGAUUGAGACUCGGUUAUCAAAGAAGGUAACUCACGUCUUUGCCGUGAACUCACAGGCUCUCCUCCAGCAAGUAGACAGAGAGCGGUUACAGCGGUUCAAGGGAAAAGUGCUUGAUUAUCUGUGGAUAGAGGAUAGCUUGAGAUUAGGAGAAAAAGUAUCUGAAGAGACGUACAGGGUACAAAUUGAUUUUGAAGGAAAAGGUAAUCAAAAUAAGUCUAUAGCCAGUGAAUUGUCCAAUGAACAAGCUUCUAGCAGUGACGAACUGUCGUCUCGUAGCAAAAAGUUCAGGUCAUCUUCGAUUGAAAAUGUCAAAAAUUCGAAACUGGAUGAAGAGAAGAACUCGAUAAUUAAGACGCCGGAAAGUCCUGGUGGUUCUUCUGAUAACUCGGCGCUUACUUUGAGCCCUGCGAAUCUUAGUCCGAAGGCUGUAACUAGUCCAAGCCAAGAUUCAUCCUUGGCGUACUGUCCCCCUGAUCUUAACAGGAAUAUUACUGAAAUAUUUGGAAAACUAAUCAACAUAUAUAGGGCACUGGGUGAUGAUCGCAGGUCAUUUAGCUAUUACAAGGCUAUUCCAGUUAUUGAGAAGUUGCCAUUCAAAAUUGAGAGUUCAGACCAGGUCAAGGAUCUGCCUGGGAUUGGGAAGUCUCUGCAGGAUCAUAUACAGGAGAUUGUGAGUACUGGUAAAUUAUCAAAGUUGGAGCAUUAUGAAAAUGACGAAAAGGUACGGACAAUUAGCCUGUUUGGGGAAGUUUGGGGUAUAGGUCCAGCUACGGCCCUCAAAUUGUAUGAUAAAGGGUACCGAACAUUGGAUGAUCUUAAGAAUGAGAUUUCAUUAACACAUGCACAGAAAAUAGGAUUGAAAUAUUUUGAUGAUAUCAAGACAAGGAUCCCACGCAAUGAGGUUCAAGAAAUGGAACAAAUUCUUCAGAAAGCUGGGUUAGAAAUAUUGCCUGGUGUAAAUAUCAUUUGUGGAGGAUCUUAUAGACGUGGAAAAUCCUCUUGUGGUGAUAUGGAUAUGGUGAUUACACACCCUGAUGGAACAAGUUCCAGCCAUAAAGGUUUUCUAUCAAAAUUUGUGAAGCAUUUGAAGGAUAUGAAAUUCUUAAGAGAGGAUCUGGUAUUCAGCACUCACAGCGAGGAGGGCACUGACUCAGGCGUCGAUACAUAUUUUGGUCUUUGUACAUAUCCUGGACGAGAACUACGCCACCGCAUUGAUUUCAAGGUAUAUCCAAGGGAUAUACAUGCAUUUGGUUUGAUAGCCUGGACUGGGAAUGAUGUUUUAAACAGAAGGUUGAGACUGUUGGCAGAAUCCAAAGGAUUUCGGCUUGAUGAUACUGGAUUAUUUCCUGCCACUCAUGCUUCAAGUGGCAAACGGGGUGCAAGGGCUACUGCAAGCCUGAGGUUGGACACUGAAAAAGCGGUUUUUGAUUUUCUGGGGUUCCCGUGGCUCGAACCUCACGAAAGGAAUCUCUGAUAUGGAUAUAUUCUGUGUUAGCACCAUGUACACAGUACAUAUGAAGUAUGAACACUUGAAGGAGCCACUGACUGCUGUGGAGCGGGUUGAAUGGAAACUGAGCUCAGUUUUUGCAGGUUUUUAUUUUGCGAUGCCAUUACUGUUCCGAGCUUUUGAACCUCCCGAACUGACUUCUGCUGUAGCUCUAAGUUAUGCAUAUUAGUGUACACGUGUUGUGAAUCAAUGUACAGUUAAGCUCUUAAGAGUCUCCUUUUGUAGUUUCAUGUUUGUAAUUUGUCCAGAUUAGUAGUUGGAAUAUAAGAGAAGACAUCCAACUUGGAAUUGCACAAGCAAACUAUCGAUCAAGUGAACAUCCGCUUGACAAGCAUUCAUCAAUGUUUUUAGAUAAGAGAAAUAAUACUUAUAAGAGGUAAAAAUGGGCAACAAAUAUUCAUUUCGCUCCUCCAA